UGUAAAUAAGUGGAUUGAGUGCUCAGUUCACUUUUGAACCUGAAGCGAUACCCACCUGAGAGCAAAACGUUGAUAAAUAGUCUCGUAAAUGGUAUUGUCUAACGUGUCAAAUUAUUAUCGUGCGUCGUCUUGUGAUUAGUGAUGGUGUGAAUUUAUGUUUUUACUCGUAAAGUGUUUAAAGGAAAUUAAUUUUUAAUGCUAUUGCGGUUUACGAAAAAAUGUAAAAUGAAAGUUUUCUUUAAGUUGAAGUUUUUCGUUUGUUAAUGCCGCGUGUUUUCAUUGGAUUUUUUUAAAGAGAUAUGGCAUCCGUUUAUAAAAGAUCCCACAAAUUGCAGGAGUUUGUAGCUCACAAUGCCAAUGUUAAUUGUUUGUCUUUGGGGCGCAAGUCUGGGCGCGUUAUGGUCACUGGCGGAGAUGACAAAAAGGUGAAUCUAUGGGCAAUUGGUAAACAAAGCUGUUUUAUGAGUUUAUGCAGUCAUACGACUCCUAUUGAAUGUGUGCAAUUUAAUCAUAGUGAAGAGGUAGUGAUUGCUGGCUCCCGUGCUGGAGCAAUCAAAGUAUGGGACUUGGAAGCUGCCAAAUUGGUGAGAACGUUAACAGGACACACAGAUGGUAUCAAGUGUAUAGAUUUUCAUCCUUACGGUGAUUACUUAGCAUCUGGAAGUGCUGAUUGCCUAGUUAAAUUUUGGGACAGUCGCAAAAAAGGCUGCAUAUUUACUUAUUGUGGACACAAAGGUCGCGUGAACAGUUUAAAAUUUAGCCCGGACGGUUAUUGGCUUGCCAGCGGUAGUGAAGAUGGUAGUGUUAAAAUUUGGGAUAUUCGCGUUGGACGCAUUUUAAGAGAAUUUAAUGAUCAUAUCGGUUCUGUGACCAGUGUUACAUUCCACCCCCAUGAAUUUUUAUUAGCCACAGGCGGUACCGAUCGAACCGUUAAUUUCUUUGAUUUAGAAAAUUUUAAUUUGGUGUCUACAGAGAAAAAUGUCGGAUCUAUUCGUUGUUUGUGUUUCAAUCCAGGUGGAGAGUGUUUAUUUACCGGAGUACAAGAUUAUAUGAAGGUUGUUGGGUGGGAACCUACAAAACUUUAUGAUACUGAGGCUACCAUGUGGGGCCGUGUUUGUGAUAUUUCUACUGCUCAGAAUCAAUUGGUUGGUGCAUCAUUUCAUCAAACCAACGUAGCGGUCUACCUAAUAGAUUUACAAAAGGUUCGACCAAUAGGAAGAUCUAACGAUGUAUUAAACAAUCCAUUUACGCCAAAUCAAAGUACAAGAAAAAGUUUUUCCAAAGCUGAGAAACCCGUUGGAUUAAGAAAUAAGUCAACGAUUGAGGUAAAAACGAUCGAGGAGAGCACAUCUGGCACGGACCCGGAAGAAGAUUCAACGGCUGAUAUCACCAACUUGAAGGAUUACAACGAGAUCUUCCAUGGGAGGAGUUUAGUUCGAACGCCACCACCUUUAGACUCAUAUCUUUACGAAGACAACGGUAUAGAAACAAUAACAGAUCCAACUGCACCUCAAAUUUUAGUAAACGAACGAUGGAAUAAUACGGAACAUCCAUCAUCUUUAGACGAACGUAUCAAUUGUGUUCCAUUUCCAAAGCCCGUAAAAAAUCCACCUUCUCCAUACACCCGGUCUAAAUCCAAUUUGGACCAAGUGUACUCAACGAAAAUUGCGAAAGCUGAAAAAGAUGAGGUGCAAACUAACAAACCGAAAGUACAACAAGCACCGAAACAUGCAAUUCAACGUCAACACAGUCGGGGUAAUGCUCAAGAGAAAACUAAUAAUCACAGGAAUAAUAACGCGAUAAAACAUAGCGCGUCUGAUGCGAAUAUUAGUAAAAGUUUAUCGUCGGCAAGACAAAAUAACCACGUGCGAAAGAAUUCGUUUUCAAAACCUAAUAGGAUACUAAGUGUUCCGAAUGUAACGUCAUCGAAAAUACCGUUAAAUUCAAAUAGAAGUGAGCAUAAUGUGCCUAAAUCUGUCCCUAUUAUGCAAACGCAACCAAUUGAUAUUUAUGUUAGUCCAAAAUCAUCGCCAGAAGAAAGUUUACAAAACAACGAAUUUGACGAUUUUAUUCCUGUUUCUAUCGAUAAACCUGUUGGACUUGAUUUGGACGAUUUUUUACCUAAAUCGGCCAGAUCAUUUGGGAUGCAACAACAAUUGCCGGACAUGUCGGAAACGGAAGUUUUGGGAGUUAUCUUGGGUGGACAUGUCCCAAUGUUGUCAGUGUUAAAAAGUAGAAAGCGCCAGCUUCAAAUAGUUUUAACACAGUACCACAGCAAGGAUAUGAAGUCAGGUGUUGAAACGGCUCUAACUUUUAACGAUUUAGCUCUAAUUAUAGACUUAUUAGGAAUCAUCAAUCAGAAAUAUACUUUAUGGAAUUUGGAUAUAUGUGUUUUAUUAUUACCAAAAAUUGAAGAGUUGUUAUUGACUAAAUAUGAAUCUUACAUCACAAGAGCUUGUAAUUCCCUGAAGUUAAUUUUACGACAUUUCGGAUCUGUAAUCAAGUCAAAUAUACAAUCACCAGUGGGAUCGUUUGGAGUUGAUAUACCACGUGAGGAACGUUAUAGAAAAUCGCAAAAGUGUCACGAAAGCAUAAUGAGUAUUAAAUCGGUACUCGGCAAGAAAAUUUCAAUACCAGGUAACGUUGGUUCAACUAUAAAAGAGAUUUAUACGCAAAUUAAAUCGAUGUUUGACUGACAAUAAAAUUGUUUGUUAAAAAAAAUAUAUAUAUCAUCAUCGGAUCUCUUUAACAGGUUUAACUCGCCUUAGAAUACUUUUUUAAUACGUACAAUUUCAAUAAUAAUUAGUCUCGAGAUGAGCGCACAAAAAAAAACAUACUUAUCGCUAUUUAUUAUUAACAAAAAAUUGAAAUAACUAAUAAAAAUAAAAAUUUUAAGAUUAAAAGAAAGAUCCGUCCAGUAGUUGUAUCACGAUAAUAAUAAUAAUAAUAAUAGCGUUCGUAAUAACGUAUUUUUACACGACUGCAUUUGAGGCAUCCUAAAAUUUAUUGAAUACUAGUGAUGAGUGACGGCUAAAAUACUUAACGACUUUUGUAACAAUAAUUACGGCAAAUUAGAAAGAAAGAAUGAAGAAAAAAUUGUUUUUUUUUGCGUUUAAUAUCCUAGUGUUUGUUUUUUAACGUGUGUAUCUUGCCUGAUAUACUAAUUUUGUGCCAUCGUUCUUGUUUAAUUAAUUUGUAUUUGCCCGGUAUUCGUUUUAUGUCAUGUUUUACGAGGGGCUGGCCUUAUAAAAAAAUUAAAUAGGUUGGUUAAAUGAUUUUCUAACUCUGUAAUAAAUUGUAAGAUACUACUAUUGUAAUAAUAUUUAUAAUAAAAAUGAGUAAUUAUAAA
Onthophagus taurus is the source of this 3349-nucleotide messenger RNA. RefSeq names its product katanin p80 (gene kat80). The record is from RefSeq and is a predicted model, not a curated record. NCBI's taxonomy places the organism in Eukaryota, Metazoa, Arthropoda, Insecta, Coleoptera, Scarabaeidae. Gene Ontology annotation, biological process: microtubule severing; microtubule depolymerization. Gene Ontology annotation, molecular function: microtubule binding. Gene Ontology annotation, cellular component: katanin complex.